GCAAACCAACGAGGUAGGCGGCGAAAGUGAAAAAAAAAAGGAAGAAAAAAAAUAAUAGAAAACACGCGAAAAUGGCGGAGCCACCUCACACCGUCGCUGGCGGCGGCGGCGGCUCCGGCGGGCCGACGAACUGGAGGAAGGAGGCGGACGAGAGGCUGCGGCGGCUCCACUCCCUCCAGUUCGGCGCGGACGUCGCGCUGGAGGGGGAGGCCGAGAAGAACAGGGACCCCGCAGCGGCGCAGGUGCUGGCGCUCCGCCUCCUCGGCUUCCUCGACUCCCAGGCGGCCCCCUCCGGCGACGCCGCGGGCCACGAAGCCUUCUUCGUCGCGCCCAUCCGCGCCGCGGCGUCGUCCACCCUCGCGGCUGCCGUCCGCGCCCGCGCCGAAAAGUCCGACAGUGCUGCGUUUAAGCUUGCAGAAAAGGAUGUUGGUUGUGUUUUUUCAAAGCCAGGAGAAGUUAGUAUUGAAAAGAUCAAGUGUUCAAAGUAUUUUCAAGCUCUUCUUCAGAAAUCCAAAGGAUAUGCUGCUGAACAAAUGAAGACAACAGUUUGCCAUGAACCCACCAUUGAGGAAGGUCCACUUGAAGAGGAGAGUCCAGCUGAUAUAGAAAAUGAAAAUCUUAGCAUCAGGGCUUCAAAAUUAGUGACACAAAGAAAAUUAACAUCAUUGCUUAGCCAUAAACCUCUGAAGGCAAAUGGUGUGCCAGACGGGAAUAUGUUCAAAGCAGCGAGUAAUAUAUCUAAAGAGAAUGCUGUUGCUGAAAAUGGAGUCAGAACAAAUCAUACUGAUAACAGGCAUACUGCUUAUAUGGAUCUUGAAGAAGAUGACAGACCCCGUGGGUUGUUGCAUAAUGCGAAGCGAAAGCAUACAGGGUUCAGAAGUCCAAUCUGCGAACGUCCAAAUUCUCCGUUAAGUAAUGAUGAGGCUGAUGCCCCUGUCAAUGAGUUUGUUACUGCCAGGACAAAAUUGGAGAUGGAUUCGGUGCAAAAGCAUCGGCAUAAUGGUUCUCAAGGUGCUUCUGUAUCCCCACAAUGUGAUAACAACCUGAGUAACCGGAAUUAUGGUGUGAGGCCAAGCUGGAAUUCUCGUCGUGGACUACGUGGUAAUUUUGUUCCCCCUAUCAGAAACAAUGGAGGAUCUUCUGGCAACAUGACCUCACGUAUCGGAAAAAAUGAUGAUUCAAUGGGAGAUUCAACAAGAAAAUGUUUAGAAAUGCUUUGUGGACCUGAUGGUGAGCUUCCUGAGAAGCUGAGAAAUCUGGAACCUCGCCUUAUUGAGCAUGUCAGUAAUGAAAUAAUGGAUAAAGAUCCUAAUGUUCGCUGGGAUGACAUAGCUGGUUUGGAACAUGCAAAGAAAUGUGUGACAGAAAUGGUGAUAUGGCCACUACUACGUCCAGACAUCUUCCGUGGUUGUCGAUCUCCUGGAAGAGGUCUUCUGUUGUUUGGACCUCCUGGAACAGGAAAAACCAUGAUUGGAAAAGCAAUAGCUGGUGAAGCCAAGGCUACAUUUUUCUACAUUUCUGCAAGUUCACUGACAAGCAAAUGGAUUGGUGAGGGAGAAAAGCUAGUUCGAGCACUAUUUGGAGUCGCCUGUUGUCGUCAGCCAGCUGUCAUAUUUGUGGAUGAGAUCGAUUCACUACUAUCUCAGCGCAAAUCAGAUGGUGAACAUGAGUCAAGCAGGAGGCUGAAAACACAGUUUCUAAUCGAGAUGGAAGGUUUUGACAGUGGAAAUGAUCAAAUAUUACUUAUAGGAGCAACAAACAGACCUCAAGAACUGGAUGAAGCAGCACGGAGGCGACUUACAAAACGUCUAUAUAUUCCUCUUCCUUCAUCAGAAGCACGGGCCUGGAUAAUUCGCAAUCUUUUGGAGAAGGAUGGUCUCUUUAAACUCACAGAGGAAGAAACAAAGGUCGUCUGUAAGUUAACAGAAGGUUACUCAGGAUCCGACAUGAAAAAUCUUGUGAAAGAUGCCUCAAUGGGCCCACUAAGGGACGCUCUUCAGCAGGGUGUUGGAAUCACAAAGCUAAUCAAGGAGGAUAUGCGGCCGGUGAUGCUCAAGGAUUUUGAGACUGCUCUGCAGGAGGUGAGACCUUCAGUUUCCUCAAGUGAACUAGGAAUUUAUGAAGAAUGGAACAGGCAAUUUGGCAGCUUAGCAAAUUAAUUUGCAGGGAGAUGUUUAAAGCGCUACGAUGCUUUUUCCCCUGCAAAGCGUGUGAAACAUACGCCUGCGACGGAGGACAUUGAAGCACCCCCCGCACCUGUGCACCUACAUGCCUUCAAACUACCUCUCAGUAAUCACUGACGCAGUGUUCCAAAUCUCAGGUGAAAUACUCCGAAAGUGGCCAAGGAUUUGAUUGUUUGGCUGUGUCCUUUUUUUUUUUUUUGCUUAAUAUCAAAUAUGUUCAGUUGGUGAUGACUGAUGUUGUAUGAGUUGGUCUUAGGAUCUUGGGGGCUUCAAAAGAAGCUGUGUACGAGUCACUGAAAUUUUCAUCAUUCAUUGCAAAGCAAGACACCAAUGUUUAGUGUAUUCUUCUGUUUAGAGUGGUAUUUAUCUCAAUAUAU
Messenger RNA from Oryza brachyantha (malo sina), 2560 nucleotides. RefSeq names its product ATPase family AAA domain-containing protein FIGL1. The record is from RefSeq and is a predicted model, not a curated record. The coding region runs from base 72 to 2159 and encodes 695 amino acids. Gene Ontology annotation, molecular function: ATP binding; ATP hydrolysis activity. The transcript has 14 exons. Lineage: Eukaryota; Viridiplantae; Streptophyta; Magnoliopsida; Poales; Poaceae.